Messenger RNA from Dromiciops gliroides (monito del monte), 4148 nucleotides. RefSeq names its product 5-hydroxytryptamine receptor 5B-like. The coding region runs from base 953 to 2071 and encodes 372 amino acids. NCBI's taxonomy places the organism in Eukaryota, Metazoa, Chordata, Mammalia, Microbiotheria, Microbiotheriidae. Gene Ontology annotation, cellular component: plasma membrane. Gene Ontology annotation, biological process: adenylate cyclase-activating adrenergic receptor signaling pathway. Gene Ontology annotation, molecular function: G protein-coupled serotonin receptor activity. The transcript is spliced from 2 exons. The record is from RefSeq and is a predicted model, not a curated record.
GGGGCAGACUACUCUCUUCUUUGGGCCUGGAAAGAGCGCAAUGAAUUUCUGCUUUCGGGUAGGAGUGGGGAGGAGGGGAGAGGGUAAUGUGAACUAUCAGAUUUCUCAGGCAAGCCCAACUUAUUCCAUCUAAUUUUCCGUUUUAUAGAGCAAGGGUGCCGGGGUCGGGGGAGGGAGGGGAGUGGAGGGAGUAAUCAGGGCUUUUCAUUUCAAAUCUAAAACUCCCUUCAUUCUCCCACUUCAUGCCGAGGCGAAAAGCGUCAGUCAGCUGGGUCUCUUAAAAAAGAGCCGGGGCGGGACAAUAAAUAAAGAGUACCUGUUCCACCAACUUCCAGAUAUACAGCCAAAAGUCACGACCCAUUUAGAGGAUCCAGCAAAGGUGGCGGGUUCAGAAUUAGCCAUUGGUAGCACCUCCUUUUCUAAACAGAACAGAUCGUACCAAACAGAGAGGGACUAACGCUAGGAAACAAGCUGAGGAAGGGGAGUGUGCUGGACUCCCAUUGGUUGAUGCGCCAGAUUUCCCCCCCCUCCCAGUCGCCCUAUAACCCCUAGGCAGAGGGAAGGCGCCCAUCCAUGCUCGCUGUGCUCCAGCAGCCUCUCAUCUCUCCUGCAGCCCGACUGUCUCAGGGAUGGAGAGAAGGCUUGUAAAGACGACUCAGACCCGAAUCAGCCGUUCUCUCUGUCUCUUCCCCCGCCACAAUCUCCGGGGUCGAGUUUAGCCACGAGCGAACAGCUCCAUUCUUCAGCACAGUGUGGGCGAGCAGUCUCAAUAGAGCUGCUCCAGCUCAGGAGGUUGGGAGGUUUGUACCUUUCUCGUUUUCCUCUUCCCCCGCAUACUCCUCUUGCCCAUUCCCACCAUCCUACUCGCCCCGUAGGCUUCGUGCCUGUGAAAUUGGAAGCUUGAGUUUGGGUGCCCAGAGUCUGGGAAGCAGAGGAAGGCGAGGAGCGCACGAUGGAGAGCGACAACGCAUCCACCCCUUCAGCCCUCACCUUCACAUCGGGGCCUGAGGGUUACAACAGUAGCCCCAGUGCGCUCGGAGCCGCCGGGGAUCAGGGAGACGUAGGGGAGAGUGCGGGCAUCCUGCAAAGCAAAGAGCCCCCUUUCUCCAUCUUCACCGUGUUAAUCUUGACGCUGUUAGUUCUCCUCAUCGUGGCCACCUUCCUCUGGAACCUGCUGGUCUUGGCCACCAUCCUAAGGGUGCGCGCCUUUCACCGUGUCCCCCACAAUCUAGUGGCUUCGACUGCGGUAUCCGAUGUGCUUGUGGCGGCGCUGGUCAUGCCCCUUAGCCUGGUUAGUGAGGUAUCUACAGGGAAGCGAUGGCGCCUAGGGCGCGCCCUGUGCCACGUCUGGAUUUCUUUCGACGUCCUCUGCUGCACGGCCAGCAUCUGGAACGUGGCUGCCAUCGCCCUGGACCGCUACUGGACCAUUACCCGCCAUAUCCAGUACACCUUGCGCACCCGCAGCCGUGCCUCCAACCUCAUGAUUGUCCUCACCUGGGCCCUGUCUGCUCUCAUCGCCUUUGCUCCUUUGCUAUUCGGUUGGGGUGAAGUGUAUAGUGCUGAGCUCCAGCGCUGCCAGGUGAGCCAGGAGCCCUCCUACGCAGUUUUCUCCACCUGUGGCGCCUUCUACGUCCCCCUCGGAGUAGUGCUUUUUGUCUACUGGAAGAUUUACAAGGCAGCCAAAUUCCGCAUCGGGAGACGUCGAGUUGCAGUCUUGCCCCUACCUGAGACAGUACAGGCAAAGGAAGCUCCCCAAGAGGCCCAGCUGGUGUUCACAGCCCGUCGUGCCACCCUUGCCCUUCAAACACAUGGUGAAACGUGGCGGGAGCAGAAGGAGAAGAGGGCAGCUCUGAUGGUGGGAAUUUUAAUCGGUGUCUUUGUCCUCUGUUGGAUCCCCUUCUUCCUCACAGAGCUCAUCACCCCACUCUGUUCCUGCAGUGUUCCCCCCAUCUGGAAAAGCAUCUUCCUGUGGCUUGGCUACUCCAAUUCUUUCUUCAACCCCUUGAUUUACACAGCAUUCAACAAAAACUAUAAUAGUGCCUUCAAAAGCCUUUUUACCAAACAGAGAUAAAAAUGCAAAACUGGGGAGGGGUGGAUUUCUGUGAGAGUCCAUUCCUACCUCCAGCCUUUUCAGUAAGUAAAUGGAGCUUGUCUCUCCUCUCUUUUCCCUCUCUCACCCCUCUCUCCCCAGAAUGGAGACAAUGAAGUGGAAAGUGCAUCGAACCAGUCAGGAGUCAGAAGAAUUGGAUGGAAUUCUGGCUCAGUCAUGAACUUGCUAUAACCUUGGGCAAAUCACUUUCAUCUCUCCUUGAGCCUCAGUUUCCUCAUCUGUAAAAUGAAGGAUGUCAGACUAGUUGAUCUCUGUUGUCCCUUCCAGUCCUGACAUCCUGAGAUCUGUCCGUUACUCAAACCGAACCAUUAGCCUUAGGCUGGUGGAAGCAGCUGGUGAGGACUUGUCAAGCAUGGUGUUUCAUACUUAAGCAUUUAGGAUUCAUCAGAUGAAAGAGGAAUGGGGUGUGAGAAAUCAGGAGCUCCAAGUAGCUGGUUUCUACCAGAAUCCAAGAACUUUGUACUUGGUGAAUGUGGUAUAUCAGCAUCAUUCACCUUGUUCUCUCUUUUCUCUAUCUCUCUCCCUCCCCCAGCUGUUAUGGUCUCUUGUAAUACCCAAAGGACUUCAGUGUUGCUCUAGUAGAAGAGGAUUGUGGGAUAUUGGACUGAGUCAUAGGAGGGAAAUAUUACUAACUUUCCUCUUCUGCAAAAAGGAGUGAGAAAAUAGACUGAAUUUCCUCAUAUUUAAGUUGAAGGAAUUGGACCAAUAACUCACUUGCACCACUCUAUCUGUGAUCCUUUUCCCAUUCUCCAUUAUAGCUGCACUGGUGGCUAACAGAUGUGGCCAGACCAAGAGUUGCCAAGAAUUUCUGAGGCUUGUUGUGUCCGGGAUUAACAUCCACUUAGGUGACUAUAGGAUAAGCUAAAUGCCUGACAUUUUCCCAAAUUUAAACCCUACUCCAGUGACAGCAUAGUUUCCAAGAAACAAAUCUUGAUUGAGGGCACAGACAAAACCCCUAGGGAAACAUAGGAAACUACUUAAUUUAUUUGUUUGGUAUGGAGAAGAGGAAGCUAUUGGCUUUAUUCUCUUCAAUCACUCCCAGCUUUUUUCAGUUUAAACCCCUUAAAACCCUCUAGCCUUUGGGGCAGAAGGGAUAGGUUUUUGUUGUUGUUGUUGUUUGUUUGUUUAAAGGUUAGAUAGAGUACGAUCCUGGGUACUGUCAGACAAGUGGGAACAAUUAUCUUGACUGAAGUAGAACAUUGGUGUCAAAGUCAAAUAGAAAUGAGUAUCGUUAACCAUACAUAAGAAUCCCUGUGGGCUGCAUAUUCACUUAGAAAACUACAACAUUAUUAUUUAUAUUCUAUGGCCUUUUUAUUUAUUUUGUUAAAUAUUGUCCAAUUACAUUUUAUUAUGCACAAGGGAGUGUUGCAGAGCGGGGUGCUUGACUCUUCUUCUGUAGGGGGAUUCUUACCCUCUCUUUGGAUUUCCAUGUCUCUCUAGGCUUCUACACCCAACUAGAGAAUGAUGAUCCAUAGUAAUGAUGAAAUACUCCCAAAUCUAGUUUCCCCAGAAACUGUCUCUUGUAUAAGCACAUUUUAAUAGAAUAGCUCAUCCUACAGGUUAAUAGAAUUGAAGAUAAAUACGUGAUGGGAUGGGGAAAGGGGACAAAAUGUUCCAUAUCAAAAUACAAAAUACAAAGAGCAAAAGACCUCAGUUUCCCCAUUAGCCUCCCCCCACCCCCAAAUCAAAACAAAAUCACAUACACAUAGUUAUCGAUAAAGGAUUUUAAACCUGGCUCAUAAUCAUGCUCUUUUCUACAAUUUGUAAAUUACCAACUCUGCUAUGAACCCGAUUUCAUGAGGUGUGCAGUGUUGUCAACCUACCUGGAUCAGCCAGGGCUUACCCAACCUGUCGUAAUGUGGAAGUGAAGGGAGAGGAUAUAUCUGGCUGUGUACCUGGGAGUAGGGUCAGCAACUUACUGUAUUUUCCUGUGCCAGAAGGAGAAAGAAAGAGGCCUGGAGUCAAGAAGACCUGAGUUCAAACCCAGCUGCAAACAUUUACUGGCCGUGUGGCCUUGGGCAAGUCAUUUAAACCUCUG